Styela clava is the source of this 2420-nucleotide messenger RNA. RefSeq lists its product as uncharacterized. NCBI's taxonomy places the organism in Eukaryota, Metazoa, Chordata, Ascidiacea, Stolidobranchia, Styelidae. The record is from RefSeq and is a predicted model, not a curated record.
UUUAUUGUUUGCUAAAAUAAACGUUUUUGUUGAACGCUGGACUUGUUAUCUGUGUUUAAGUCUGCCAGUAACGUUACCACUCUGUUGUUAAUAGAAUAAGAGGAAAAACGAAACGAAAGCGCUCGAUGAGACGAUUGCAGAACUUAUGCGUAUUAUUUUAGGUUAUAUAACUGGCUUUUAAAGAUUAGUUCCGUUUGAACGAGACAGACGCAACACUUAUUGAGUCCAGAUACAACAAAACGCAAAAUCGAUUUUUUGGCAACUUGACUUGAAUAUUACUAUAUGAUUGGCAGCUCUUAAGAAUGCCUUCUAUGUACAGCGUUGCCCGUACUGUUCUGUUAGCUCUAAAAUGGAAAAGACAUCCAACGGUCGUCGCCCCAUUGAUUAGAAAUCACCACACCAGGUUGCAAGAUGUGAAUAGGAGAUAUUCUAUGCAUUCAGUAGCACGUACUGUUAUGAUGGCUUUGCGAUGGAGAAACCAUCAGACCGCUGUGUUGGCAAACCAUAAUCUUACCAGCAUGCGAAGCACGUCCUUGACAGUAACGUAUGCGUUAAGAUGGCUAAACAUCAGUCGACAACACGUUGCUUCACGUCGGGAAGAACGAUGGAGGCAAUUCCACUUCAUGGGAAUUUUAGUCACUUUCUGCCGCAGGUGGAUAAACUAUCACCGAAGGCUUCUUACAAAUCCAACUGGAGAUGUAAUUCCAACAUCUUCUGCUAUCGCAGAAAGACUACCGGUAAUGUGCAGACUAUUGAACUGCGUGAGAUGUUUGAGAGACGUUGCCAAUGUUGGAUUUGUUACUUGCAAGUCUAUUCAUCCGCCGCUCCUCUGUCACAACUGUGAGAUUUCAGAACAGUCUUGUGCUUGCUGCCCACGGGAACGACCAUUGAACGCCAUAUCUAUUGUAACUGGCCACGACAUUUUGAGGUCGUCCGUCUUGGUUUCAGUCCUACUGAAUUGUGUUGAAUGCCGGACUCGAAUAGCUACUGUUCCGUUCCCUUUCUGCACUCAUCCACCUCUACUCUGCAGACUGUGCCAGCUGAUGAAUAAUUUGAUGCGGUGUCCGUAUUGUCGUAGAUGAUAUAAAGUACUCUGAUGACGACUACUUAAAGUGCGAGUGGUAUGGUUUGUGAGCAAACAUUAUACGCGAAAAACUGACUGUAAUAAGGUGUGAAUGCACCAACAAAUACUGCUAUCACAAAUUUCAUCAGGUAAAGCGACUGAUAUUACUCUGUACUGCUAUUUUAUUAGGCUGCCCUACAUGCGAAUACCUACAGACUUAAAAGUCACCUUAAGGCACGAAUACACACGGGUCAUGGGUCACUAUAAUACACUGGUUUGGAAUACGGUUCUUGAGAUAAAUUGAAUUCGAUGAUAUUUUCGAGGAUACGUAUGGAACCUUAAGCAAAUAGUUUAAAUAAGCUUUGAACGUCUGGUUCGUACUGAAAUUGAUUGUUCGCGCACACUGUUAUCUCACAAUGACUCCAACCGAUUUGGAUGAAUGUACCGACGAAAGACCGAAUAGUCGCUGACUCUCACUAAUUUGUAUCAGGAAAGCGACUGCAUGAGGAAUUCCGUGUUUUUAUAAUUACCAAUAUUUUUAUUAAACCCAAUUAUUACUUUUGUACUAGCCACUUUCUUAAGAUAGACUUGCAUCUUCUUGAGCGGUUGGAUCGCAGUGUUUCUUUUGAGUUCUUAAUUAUUUUAAAAUUUUAAUAGGCAACUUAGUAAAAUACCAUCCUACAUUUUAUAUCUGAUAGCUUACCUUUUAAACUAAUGAAGAUAUAUCAACAUGCUCAACAUUACGACAGGCACAUUAUGUAAAUUUUGUGUUAAUAUUUUUUUAGGAGCCAUUAAUCAUAUUAUUGCUUUAUUUAUUUUAAAGACACAGCAGAUCUGAUUCUGAAUGCUCCUGGCGAGUAACUAGCUUCGCACAAUUUCAACGUACAUUAUAUUUUUUUUAUUUUUACAUUUUUACGAAAUUUAAAUAUGUACCUAAUAUUUUGUGUAAUGGCUUUUAAAUUACCUUUCACCGUUUAAUUAAUACAUGAUAUAAUUAUUAUUUUGUACUAUUUUAUUUUAAAAAGUCGAAAAAUUAAUAAAGGAAAUAACGACUAUGAAUAUAGUUCGUGCUUCCAUAAUACUGUUUAUUUAUGGCCUCAUUACAGGCCGUAGAUAAAUCGGGUAUUAUAUCAGUCAAUGGGAAAUACUUCAGCAAAAUGCGACGUCGUAACAAGGCAUAUGACGCCAUAAUAUCAUUUUAUUUCGCGACGUGGCUAAUGGAAUUUUAGUUAUGAUGGGUGUGGCGUAACAAAUAAUAUCCCUUUGUGUAGGAUUUGUCUUUCAAUUGUUAUAUGUCUUGUUCAUGUUUGUGCACACUAAUACUGUCUAUCACUAAUAUUGUCUUUCAAUAAAGGUG